CUGGCUUAAAUGCUAAAACUGACAACCUCCAGAUUUUAGGUGUUUUUGGACCAGAAGUAUCAGGAACAAAUAGAUCCAAGUUCAGAUAGGGUGGAUCUCUAUGAUUUGUUUAUUCCUGAGGUUGUCUUAACAUGGCUGAAAAUGACAUAGAAAGAAUCCAGACUGAGAAACUCCUAAAAAGAGUGCAAGAACUGGAGCAGGAGGUACAGAGACUUAAAAAAGAACAGGCCAACAACAAGGACUCAAGCGUUAGAGAAAAUUCUUCAGGAGCUGUAAAAGCUAAGCGUGCAUUUGAUUUCAGCGCUCACGGUCGAAGACACGUAGCCCUAAAGAUAGCCUAUCUGGGCUGGGGAUAUCAGGGCUUUGCCAGUCAGGAAAACACAAACAAUACAAUAGAAGAGAAACUGUUUGAGGCUCUAACCAAGACUCGACUAGUAGAAAACAGACAGACAUCCAACUAUCACCGGUGUGGGCGAACAGACAAAGGAGUUAGCGCCUUUGGACAGGUGAUUUCUCUUGACCUACGUUCUCACUUUCCAAAGGGCAAGGAUUCAGAGGAUUUUAAUUUAAAAGAUGAAGUCAACGAUGCGGCUAUAGAGAUCCGUUAUACCCACAUUCUCAAUCGGGUGCUCCCUCCAGACAUCCGUGUACUGGCCUGGGCUCCCGUAGAACCUAGCUUCAGUGCUAGGUUCAGCUGUCUUGAGAGGACCUACCGCUAUUUCUUCCCUUGUGCUGACUUAGACAUUGUAACCAUGAACAAUGCAGCUCAGAAGUACGUUGGCACACAUGAUUUUAGGAACUUAUGUAAAAUGGAUGUAGCCAACGGGGUGAUUAAUUUUCAGAGGACUAUUCUGUCUGCUCAAGUGCAGCUAGUAGGCCAGAGCCUGGCUGAGGAGAGAUGGCAAGAACCCUUUCAGUUAUGUCAGUUUGAAGUGAUUGGCCAGGCAUUCCUUUACCAUCAAGUCCGCUGUAUGAUGGCUAUCCUUUUUCUGAUUGGCCAAGGAAUGGAGAAGCCAGAGGUUAUUGAUGAGCUGCUGAACAUAGAGAAAAAUCCCCAGAAGCCUCAAUACAGUAUGGCUGUAGAAUUUCCUUUAGUCUUGUAUGACUGUAAGUUUGAAAAUAUUGAGUGGAUCUAUGACCGGGAAGUUCAGGAGUUCAAUGUUACCCACCUUCAGCAGCUAUGGGCUAAUCAUGCUGUUAAAACUCAGAUGUUGUAUAGUAUGCUACAAGGACUGGACUCUGUUGCGGUACCCUGUAGGACAGGACCAAAGAUGGAUGGAGUGACAGAAUGGAGAAAUGUUCAGCCCUCUAUCAUAAAGCAGACCAGUGCCUUUGUAGAAGGGGUGAAAAUGCGCACUUAUAAGCCCCUAAUGGAUCGUCCGAAAUGCCAAGGAUUAGAAUCCCGGAUCCAGCAUUUUGUACGUAGGGGACGCAUUGAGCACCCACAUUUAUUCCAUGACGAAGAAACAAAAGCCAAAAGGGACUGUAAUGACACACUAGAAGAAAAUACUCUUUUGGAGAAACCAACAAAGAGAGUUUGUGUUGAUACAGAAAUUAAAAGCAUCAUUUAACCAUAGAGAACUCACCAAGAUCUAGGAGGCAACAAAACACCAUUAGGCUAAAGAAGUUCUUGCUUGAAUAAGAAAGAAUUUAAACAUUCUUUCAUUCCUGUCCAAGAGAAUUAGAGAUGGAAGAAGCAAAAAGCAAUUUUAAAAUGGACGUAUAUUUACAUACACCUGGAAACCUGUGCCUUUUGUUCCAAUUCAUUAAAGCCAGAUCCUGCAAGUGU
Molecule: messenger RNA, 1789 nt
Organism: Globicephala melas (long-finned pilot whale)
Lineage: Eukaryota; Metazoa; Chordata; Mammalia; Artiodactyla; Delphinidae
Gene: PUS3
Product: pseudouridine synthase 3
Biological process (GO): tRNA pseudouridine synthesis; mRNA pseudouridine synthesis
Cellular component (GO): nucleus; cytoplasm
Molecular function (GO): pseudouridine synthase activity; RNA binding
Source: RefSeq, a predicted model, not a curated record